Molecule: messenger RNA, 4991 nt
Organism: Cynoglossus semilaevis (tongue sole)
Lineage: Eukaryota; Metazoa; Chordata; Actinopteri; Pleuronectiformes; Cynoglossidae
Exons: 15
Coding region: 258-3743 (1161 amino acids)
Molecular function (GO): protein dimerization activity
Source: RefSeq, a predicted model, not a curated record
CUGCUCCUCCAUCCAGCUCUGAAACCUACCCAGUUCAGUCAACACAGGAGAGAAUAUCCUCACGUCCACAGCCAGAAUCUUCAGUGGGAGUUUUUGAAAACGAAGCUUCAGGGUCCGGCCACAUAAGUGAUUCAUUACAAAGAUCAUUUCAACAUCAAGAUAUUGAUGGAGAGAAACCAGCACUAAGUUGCUCUCCCAAACACAAAAUAGCAAUCAAACCCUUAGCCAACACUAAGGUGCAGCUCUACUUAUCACAGAUGGAGAUUGAAAACCUGACCAUGGGUCGGCAGAGAACUGAGCUGACUUCAGACCGAGUGGAAAUGGCUCUGUCUACAAUCGUCAGCAAAGAGAUGGUGUACUCUAAGAGUCCAAAACAAGUCAAGAAUGUCAGGUCCAGAGUGCAGGGACCUAAAUGUGGUCAAGAUUUCUGCAUCUUGGGCUGCGUGUGUUCCAGUCUCCAGCAUCAGCACAAACCGUCAGGUUCUCCCCACUGCCGUCGACCAGACUGUAUGUUGAAGUGCCAUUGUUUAAAGGGCAUAAUCAGCCAGCAGUUAUGUGCAGAGCAGGAUAACCUGCGGCUCCCUACUUUCACCAUUUUUCGUAAGAUUGAGAGGGCAGCCCCCUGUCCCAAAGGCUCCCACACUAACAGAUUGUGGAUAAAAAAUAUAAAUGAUGUGGAUUCUGAGCCACUUUUUGUUCCUACAUCUUCACAGAACAGCUGUGUACUGAAUCCCUCACAACUGGUACAAGAGAAGGACAAAGACCCAGUUUAUAAAUACCUAGAGAGCAAGAUGACAUGUGCACGUGUUAGAGCCUUCAACAGCAAACCUCCUCCUGAAGUUACCCUGCAACCAAAGACCACUGGUACUGCUACAAAUGACACUGUAACGAUGCACCUGGAGACGAGCGCUGACAACAUGCCAAACUCCCACGCACCUAAGACGUCGCCUACAAACGGAGCAGAGACAGAUUUCACAGCUCUUGAAAAAAGUGCAAGGAAGCAAAUCCAGAUCCAGUCCCAGUGCAAAUGGGACAAGGACAAAAAAGCGAUCCUGAAGGUUUUGUGCCUGCGUUUGUGUGAGAAUAAAUUGACUGAGCCCUUCCUCAUCGGACCUUACAACAUUAGCCCGAUUUCCAAGAUUUUUAUGCGGACGCCAAGCAACUCCAUUGUCACUUACAAGGUACAAAUAAGUAAACCAUCAGAAACCAGUAAAGGUGAGGAUACGGUUGAGGAAAAGUUAAAAGGGGAAGACAAUCCAGAAAAGGAAGUCACACCUUUCCUAAGUGGAGUGUUGCUUGCUGGGAUACUGAGAGCUAGGACUAAAACACCUGGUUCCCAAACAAAUGAGCUCAUCGAGGUAAAUAACAAGUUCUACAAUCAGGCCAACGUGUUGCUGGGGGGAAUGGGAGCUUUACAUCCAGCCAAUCGCCUUGCAGCAUUUGUCACAGGCAGACUGAACCCUGCUGCUAAAAUAAAAAGCCAAGCCACCAAGUCCACACAGCAGCACACCAACCCAGUCACUUUGCACGCAGACAUCACAGACAGAGUUGUUCAGACAGUAAUCGGUGCAAAGAAAACCACGGAUCUGGACAAAAAAGUACUGCCACUUGCUACAUCUCAGCCUGUCUGUGGAAUACAAAGCCCCAAUCCGAAUUCACAGCAUUCACAAUGUCACGCCAGCAUCAACCCAGGCCAGAGCAGCUCAGUAAGGCCACAACAGAGCAGCCAGGGAUCCUCGCCUUUUCUUCUCACCGUCUCAGAUUCACUUAAGACCCCCAACUUCCUCAGAAACAGUGGGACUUAUUCAUUCAGGAUCUGCCCUCCAUCCAACCAGACCACCACAGGUCAGAACCGAUCAGGUGUUGCCUUGCCUGGUGGCUUCACUCUCUUUCAAAUCCCUAAACAAGAAGCCUGUGAGGCUCCAAAACUUUGUGAGACAGUUAACACUACAAACACUGGUGCAUUGACAGAUUCCAUACCACUGAAGCAAUCUUUACAAAAUCUAGCUGACAAUGCAGUCGGUUUGGAUACAAAUUGGCUCGGGCUGGAUUCACUACUGGGAGAUGAGGACGUCCAGAGCAGUAGAUCACCGGAGCUUGGCUCCUCACUGAAGUUGUCUUCAGAUGACUCUACUGACGAACUGAAGGAGGUAAAUGUGGAUUUAACAUCGGGAGAUGAUGGUUCUGACAUCUCAGACUACAGUGAAGAGGAUGAUGAAGAUGAAAAAUUUGUAAACCCUGAUUCAACAGAUAUUGCAAAUCAAGAAAUGUUGUCUAGAUAUUUAAUGGAUGAGCCACGAAGUUCCAGUGAUUUUGGACCAAAGGACCCUUCCUCCCUGAACCUGACUAGAACUCUGCAGCUCAAAAUGCUGGAGAGGCUGAAACGCCGCAAUCUGCAGAGAAGUUUCGAUGAACUCCAGGCCGUAAUUGGAAUUAAGGGUCAGACCAGCAGGGUCGUGGUCCUCGAGAGGGCUGCAAGGGCAAUCAACAACCUGGAUCAGACCAGCAUGUUCCUAGAGAAGAAGAAGGAGUGGCUAAUGGAUAUGAACGCUUUAUACGUGAAGCAGCUUUCACUUUUGUCUGGAAAGUCAGAGGUGCUCAUCUUAGAGAAGAUAAAUCAAAUCUGCCGGAAGCAAGAAAUUGAAGAGAAGAAAAAAGAGGGGACUCCAUUCUUCUCCAAGCUUCUACAAAGCAGAGCGGCUCUCCUACAAAGCACCCUGCCCGAGUCUGAGUUUGAGCCUCCACCUCCGAUAGAGUCAAACCUCUUCAAGCCACCCUGUGAGCCAAUUACAGACACAGCAACAGAGCAAAAGCUACGGCAGAUGAUGGCCUCAUUUCAAGCUGAUAGAUUGAAGUACCAAACCACUGCAAAGAAAUUUGCAUCAUUUUGGGAAAAAAAUCGCUCUCUAACAGGAGGCACAAUGUCUGACUCCAACUCCGCUGUGAACUCUGGUGCAGCUAAUGUGAACUCGACCCAAAUGUCCCCUGCCCUCCCUGUACAGCCCUUUUCUCUUCCUCUUGUUCGCUCCAAGGCUGGCAGGAUCAUUCUUCCUUCAUUUAUGAAACCUGUUGGAAACACUGUCCUGAGAAUCCAACUUGUGCAGAGCCAAGGUGAUGUUGAGUCUCAGCCUUCCAACGUGGAUGCCAAGAACCAGGAGAACAGUUUGGCUUCAGAAAGCGUUUGUAAAUCAGAGGAGGACAAAUCCACAUCUACAAAUUCUGACGUAAAGUUCAGUCGAACAUCUGUGCCCAUGAUUACCUUUGACCAGUCGGUGUUGUUGAAAGCCUUGGAAACUGUGCAGAACAAGGAGAAGGGCAUCACAACGAAUGUUUGCUCCAAAAGCCCAGUUUGUUUACCAGUAAAAAAACUGAAUUCUGUUAAUGAAAAGAAGAACCCCUCCGUAGAUAAAGAGACCCCUAAAAGUCUGUGUGCCAUUGAACACAGCCCAAAAACAGACACUGUUGCAUCAGAUCAGCCUGACGUUAAAAGAGGCAGAGGAAGGCCACGGAAACAUCCAAGAAACUUGGACAGUGAGCCGCCACCAAAAAAACGCUCUCCCUCACUCCCCAAGGAUGAUCGCCCUGUAAAAAUCUAUUACCAGUCCAGUGCAAAUGAGAAGGUGAAUGCUGCAGCAAAUUCCUCACGACCAUUAACACGUGGUGCAUUAGGAAAAGACUUCCCCAGUACCAAGAAACGCUCCUGGAUAGAUUUGGAAAAGGAACUGGAGUUGGAUUUAGAUUAGUUAACUCAAUAAUCCGUCUGCCUUACACCGAAUCUGUCCACCAUAACUCCAAUAGCUCGUAGCACAGAGAGCUGCUGCAGGAACCUCCGUCAGUGUCAGAUCAUUCACAGUGAACCAAUGUUUUUUGCUGGUUCAUUUGUUCUGGAGUUGUUGUUGGUUUUUUUUUUUUUUUUGCUCAAAAGGUCAUUGCAAGUGUAACUGUGUUCUGUCUGUCUUGUAAUUUUUUUCUUGUUGGUGGCUAAGUUCAUGCUGUUUCCAUUCUACAUUACUAACAUGAUACAUUUUAUUUACAUCAAACAAUGAUACGACUACAAGCGACACACUGUAGCCACGAUGUGAUCAACACACUGAACUGAUCACCAGUUCUGUUCUUUGCAGUCCACUAAAAUGGAUUUUUACCAGACUCAAAAACUAAGCACAUCGUUCUGUGUAUCAAGUGCUGUUACGCUAUAUAUGUAUAAAUGUUCAUUCAGAGGCACAGUAGCCCGGUCAAUCCACACUGUUUUUUAACUGCAUUUACAACCAGCAGGACAUCUGUCCCAUGUCAGGUCAAAUGUACCGUUAUUCAUUAUUAAUGACCAUAGUUGGAGACCUAACAGCAAAGCUCUCUUGAAUGUAUACUUCUACGUUAGAGAGGGGUUCUUUACCUUGUUUUGUACAUUUUUUGUGAAACUGUUACCAAUAUAAUUGAAUGUCGCACCAUAUGUGCCUGUGUACCGUACUGAAUGACCAAAGGACUGCGAUGACAGCUGAUAAUCUAAUAGGAAUUACACACACUAAACUGUGGGUGACAUAAUAUCAUGAAUUUAACCUGGUUAUUAAAAGAAUGGUAAAGACGAUUACAAAUGGGUUCAAAUUUUAAAUGUCUGCUCUGUCACCUUGAGUGCUAAUGGUAACAUGAAUUUAUCUAUUUGUUUGUCACUUGAAAACUUGUAAGUGCAGAUGAUAUAUUCAGAAUCUAAACUUAGAGACUUAGCGUUUUCACAUUGUAAUGUUUUGUUUCUCACUUAAAAGCACUUUAUGUUCUUUGUAGCUUUCUGGUUCGUGUUGUAUCAGCAGUGAAGUAUAUUUCAGGGAUUUACACCAACCAUCUGAAUGUACUGGAUGUAUCAGAGGCAAUCAGAUUAAAUCUAUCUGACAUGUAUUUAAAAGAAUCUUGUAAAUAUAUCAUUCUUAAUCAACAGCAAUAUAUUUUUUCUGUCCAUGAAGAACUUUUGAAACACUGAAUAAACUGUUGAAACUGUGAAA